Messenger RNA from Truncatella angustata, 2025 nucleotides. RefSeq names its product fungal-specific transcription factor domain-containing protein. The record is from RefSeq and is a predicted model, not a curated record. NCBI's taxonomy places the organism in Eukaryota, Fungi, Ascomycota, Sordariomycetes, Amphisphaeriales, Sporocadaceae. Gene Ontology annotation, molecular function: DNA-binding transcription factor activity; transcription cis-regulatory region binding. Bases 233 to 1636 code for a protein of 467 amino acids. Gene Ontology annotation, cellular component: nucleus. Gene Ontology annotation, biological process: positive regulation of transcription by RNA polymerase II. The transcript has 5 exons.
AGGCAAAUAGGCAACUUUCAAUUCUUGGGGGUGACAUGUAUGCGGUGUACCCAGAAUCCAGUUAAAUAAGCAACUUUUUAUCCAUUGCUCUGCGGAAUUCAAAGCUUGCUUACCCCCCCACCGUUUUCGACCCCUUUCCCGGCCUCCACCUUCAAGCCAAGGAAGGCAACUUGAAUAAAUUCCAAAAAUACAUACGUCCAUACCAGAUAUCUAUGCAAGGAUUGGGUUGGAGAUGGCGUUGGUACAUCUAGAUUCCCGCCGAAAGUCCAACAGUCGCAAAUUUCGACUGUCCUGGCCAGACGCCAACGAUGCCAGACGCGCUGUGGUCGCUAAGUUGCUCUUCACUUCGUACAGUGAGCCUGUCGGGUAUAUUGCCGAUCCGCACUUCGUCCACGUGUCGUCUGGGGACCUCGAGAGGCAUUACCACUUACCAGCCUCUGUCCGACCAAUUCUACAGAUUCCCCUGGAAUGGAAUCCGCUGCACCUGAAGGUCGGAGAUGCAGAAUUAUUUCAGUAUUUCCAAUGUACCGCUUCGCAGUCUCUUGCCAUUUUCCCGCACGACUCUAGGGAUCUAGGUAAUGUCCUUGUUCGAAUUGCACUGACUAGCAACACCAAAUCGGGCAGAGCGGUGCUCCAGUCGCUGCUCGCAUUUGCUUCGAUACAUCGUCAUAAUGUACACUCACAGGCGGUCGAGCUGAAGCUCUCUGCUCUCAAGGCCUUGGCGUGUAUAACAGGGUCACAUGUCGGUACGGAAGAGGCAAUCCAGCAUGUUGCUGCAGGGAUGCUGCUGUGUUCUUUCGAGACUCAUCAGACAUCUUGCACCUCGGGGCAGUGGACGUGCUAUGUUGAUGGUGUUAAGGACGUUAUUAGGGCGUCUUGCCUCGAGGCGAAAGCUUCCCAGGAUGGUGAUUUGACCAUCUUACUAGCCUGGGUGAAUUAUCAUGACGUGUUAAAACGUUUCGUUCGAGCGCACUGGCCUAGACAGACGCCGCCAGAUUCUCCGUCGGCCUGUGCAGAGGUCAGUUUACAUGGUAGGUACCGUGAAAGCUCCCUAACCGAUUCUUACGCCUCUCCCACACCGUCACCCGGUCUGGGAACUAUAGAGCUGCUGUCGGAAGUCUGCGAUGCACUAGCAGCAAGACCGUCCACUAUGGCUCCUACGGAAAGUUUGGAUGAGUAUAGAAGCUUCUUAAAAAUCCUCGAUUGGAAGAUCAGAAAUAUUGAAGUAACAGCGACGGCGGACGAUGGUGUGAAUUCGCUAUUGAUGAUGGAGGUGUAUAAGUUAGCAGUAGCGGUAUAUCUGAGUCGGGCAUCUAACAAUAUGCUCAACCAGGCUGCUAGGACGCAGGUGCAGGUUGAGAGGGGGUUCAGCAUCUUGGGCCAGAUGAGCUUCUGUGCCAGGCAGUUUCCGGUCUUCAUACUGGGGUGUGAGGCUCGAAGGGACGAUCAAAGGGUGACAGUUCUCGAUCUCAUGUCCAGAACAGAAGAACACGUGUCUUCACGGUCAUUCAACUAUGUUAAGGCUGUCCUGCAAGCCAUUUGGGCGCAAGAGGACCUUGCGAAUGGGGAAAUCAAGUUUGGGGACAAGAUACGCCAUGUGUUCGGCUGCUGCUCUGAUUUGCCUGCGUUUGUCUAGUUACUCAGUAUCCAUGAGUGGGUGGGAGUACGCAUAAUAUUCGAUCAACGUCGCUUGAAUCGUGUGACCUAGUUGAUAUAGGUGCCGAGUCAGUUUGUGUGGUUAUGAUGUUCUGGGCUGUUUGGUGGUUUUUGGUAGAAUCCAAGCUAGACAUUAAGUAACACCGUGCGGGAAACGGGCGUGAGUGCCAAGGAAGGCGGGGCUUCUUCCCGUGCUAUGGUACCCACGAUAAUCCUAGUGGCUAUCCGCCGAAGUACUCAGGUGUACAUCGUCAGGUUACAUCAUUAGGGAAGGUACGUACCUAAGGUGUAGAGCCAUGGUUAGUUGGAUUGGUAAUACACACGAGGUGCUGUCGGGUCUUUAUUGCUGUCUCAUCCGCCAUUUCAUCA